AUGCCAUCUCACAUCAACUUUGUGACCACAUUCUUCAUCUUCAGUGUCUUAAUUCAUCUCAAGGCAUUGCCGCCAUUUUCAUUUCGACCAUCGCGUUCUGUCGGGCAAGCGACAAUGGUCACGACAACCCUUCGACAGGCUGCUAGCGCGACUGUCGACACCAUCUCCAUUGUCUCUACCGACCUCGCCAAUGUGGCCCGAGAUCUUCCAUCAGCAUAUGCAGAUUAUGUCGCUUCAAACUCCUCCUCCGUGUCCACGAUCGAGAGUAGCCUUCGCUCGUUAACCUAUCUCCUCCCCGGCGCCCGACUUCAUGACACCGAAAUCGCCUCCGAGUCAGUUCAUACCUUCGUUCAGUUAUUGUCCAUCUACCAUGACCACAUCCUCAAGAAUCGUGCACGAAUCCUUGCACUAUCCCCUACGAUUCUAAAGCCUCGGAACAUCAAGGCCCAGCAGCCUAAACCGUCAUUGCACUCUCGCUACACUAUGUUUUGGUCUUCCUCGUCCUCCUUGUAUACUAAGAUCGCGACUUUGUUGAAGGUCGCGCAAUAUACAGAACUCCUAUGGGAGAUGAUCGCACGCAGGAGGGGGGGUGAGAGAACAAGAUGGAGGGUGGUGGUGCUGUUGGAGUCACUGAAAGCAAUCUGCCGUUUGCUCUUGUUGAAGAUCACACGCUCUCGCCCCUUGGUCAAUCCACCCCUGCCGUUGCGAGAAGAUUUUGCCCCAGUCGAGGCCGAAGGAUCGGAAGAAGAAUUCAACCAGGAACAUCUUCGCGGUGACGAGUUCGAUGUCAGGACCGCUCUCGGUGAUGUUGGUGUUCCCACACCACCGCUGUCAGAUUCCGGCAAGCCGUCUUCUCUAUCAACCACCGAGCCUUACUGCAUGCCCCGGACGGGGUAUACACUACCCACCUUGCCUACCACCGACUCAGUCUCUGCAUAUUUAUUCAACCAUGUCCUUACAGCUGACGAUGUCAAACCUGCCAAACAACUCCUCCAUCGCCUCUCCACCCUACGCGGACAAGCAGCAGAGACCAUGUACAUCCUCAGGCCAGUUAUAUACGCUUUGCUCAUGCAAAGAAUGGCCCGUACGUAUGGUUACGAAGGAAAUAAGUGGAAGCGACACUGGACCCCCUGGUUGAUUGGUCUUUCAAUUGAGUACUUCGCUCGGCAGCUUGCCAAGCAGGACCUGUCUUCUCGUUCUCCGGUCGGUUCUCGGAAUGCGCUCUCGGCGUUGGAACGAGACGAGUUCAAGAAGCGUCAUUGGAGCCUGGCGUGGUGGGGUAUGCGAGGCGCCUUCUAUGAGAACAUCACUAAGAAGUGGAUUCAUGGCGCAGCAAGUUCGUUAAAAGGCAAGCCGCUGCUCGACUUGGUGGGAACCGUUGUGGAGGACUAUGAGUAUCUCUGGAGCAGCUAUUAUUUCAGCACUUCGACAAUGUGAGUAGUUCUGGGGGAAAUGUCUUUGAGUGGUAUGAUCAUAGCAGUCCAAGGCAGAUGAGGUACUCUAUGCACCCAGGAGGUUCACAUCAGUGAGUGGGCAUAUUCUCCUCCAAUGUUACGAAUAGGUCGGCGUUUUGAGUUUGAACAAACUGCAUUAGACAGGGUUUUACCUGCUGGUAUGUACCUACUUCCAGGAUGUGGCAAUUUUAUUUGUGAUGAGACCGCUUUCCGUCAGCCAUAUUCUCGCUCUCUGUUCUCCUCUUCCAAAGUUGUUGUGAGUGUUGUCUUGUGGUGGAAUUUUCUUAGAGCAGGAUUGUGGCAAUCAUCU
Exophiala mesophila is the source of this 1764-nucleotide messenger RNA. RefSeq lists its product as uncharacterized. The transcript has a single exon. Gene Ontology annotation, biological process: peroxisome organization. The record is from RefSeq and is a predicted model, not a curated record. Bases 1 to 1437 code for a protein of 478 amino acids. Gene Ontology annotation, cellular component: peroxisomal membrane. Lineage: Eukaryota; Fungi; Ascomycota; Eurotiomycetes; Chaetothyriales; Herpotrichiellaceae.